UGUAGACAUGAGUAAUAACAAAAGAUAACACAAUUUGAAAAGCAAUACAGCAUUUGACAAGAUGUCCAUGAAAUGGAUCUCAGCUCUGUUACUACUACAAUUUUUUUGUUAUUUUAGCAUUGGGAGCUGCGGAAAUAUUUUGGUAUGGCCAAUGGAAUACAGCCACUGGAUGAAUAUGAAGAUCAUACUAGAGGAACUUAUUCAGAGGGGACAUGAGGUUACAGUUCUGAUACCUUCAAGCUUCAUUUUUGUUGGUGUUAAUGCAUCAUCUGGAAUUAAAUUUGAAACAUUUCCUACAUCUCUCAGGAGAGAUCAACUGGAACAAUUUUAUACUCGAUUCGUUUCUAAGUGGAUGGAUAUUGGCUCAAUAACUACCUGUUUGUCAUAUAUUCCUGUAAUGGAGGAGAUGUUCAAGGAAUAUUCUGCUAAUUGGGAGAAUGUUUGUAAAGAUGUAGUUUCAAAUAAAAAUCUUGUGACAAAACUACAGCAAUCAAACUUUGAUGUCCUCCUUGCCGAUCCCGUUGCUCCGUGUGGUGAGCUUGUUGCUGAGCUAUUGAAAUUACCUUUUGUGUACAGUCUUCGCUUCUCCCCUGGAUUCCAACUGGAAAAAAGUGCUGGAGGGCUUCCGUUUCCUCCCUCUUAUAUACCUGUCCUGAUGUCACGCUUAAGUGGUGAAAUGACUUUUAUGGAAAGGGUCAAAAACAUGAUAUGCAUGCUUUAUUUUGACUUUUGGUUUGAAACAUUUAACCUGAAAAACUGGAACAAGCUUUACAGUGAAGUUUUAGGGAAUCCCACUACAUUGUACAAGCAAAUGCAAAAAUCAGAUAUGUGGCUUAUUCGAAGCUACUGGGAUUUGGAACUUCCACGCCCUACCUUACCAAAUUUUGAUUUUGUUGGAGGACUCCACUGCAAACCUGCCAAACCACUACCUAAAGAAAUGGAAAACUUCGUGCAGAGCUCUGACGACCAUGGCAUUGUGGUGUUUUCCCUGGGGUCCAUGGUCAGUGACAUGUCAGAAGCAACAGCCAAUGCGAUUGCUUUAGCCCUUGGACAGAUUCCACAAAAGGUGAUUUGGAGAUUUGAUGGCAGGAAACCAGAUACAUUAGGAGCCAACACUCGGUUGUUCAAGUGGAUCCCACAGAAUGACCUACUUGGUCAUCCAAAAACCAGAGUUUUUAUAACUCAUGGUGGAGCCAAUGGUGUUUUUGAGGCAAUCUACCAUGGAAUCCCAAUGGUGGGCAUUCCCUUGUUUGGAGAACAACAUGAUAACAUUGCUUACAUGGAGGCUAAAGGAGCAGCUGUUACACUGGAUUUCCAAACAAUUUCAACAACAGAUUUGCUAAAUGCACUGAACAAAGUCAUUAACAAUACUUCCUAUAAACACAAUGCUCUGAGGUUAUCAACUAUUCACCAUGAUCAACCUAUGAAGCCGCUGGACAGAGCUGUCUUCUGGAUCGAGUUUGUCAUGCGCCACAAGGGGGCCAAACACCUGAGGCCUCUUGCCCAGAAUCUCACCUGGUAUCAGUAUCACUCUCUGGAUGUGAUUGGUUUCCUUCUGGCUUGUGCUGCAACCAUUAUCUUCCUUGUCAUAAAAUGUUGCUUAUUUUUCUUUCAAAAUUUUGUGAUGGUAGGAAAGAAAGAAAAGAGGGAGUAGUGUUUCAGGUGUAUAGCUUUACAAGUGAGACAAUUUCAUCUAACUCCAGUGCCAAAGACAGAGUCAUAUGAGAUGAUCAGCCAUGUUCUAUAGCAUCUUUGCCUUGCUGAUUUUCCCAUAUAUUGCAAACAUGCUCAAGGAAUCUACAAUACAAAUUUCAGUGUUCCUUUAACAGUUGUACUUUAAUUAUCACAUGCAUUUUAUUAUGAAUCUUAAGAGUCACUUAACCCACAGUAUGUUGGUUUGAGCCAAGUAGGAAGCCUGAAAAUUGUAGUAUUUCAGAUACAUUUUCAGUUUCAAUAAAAUAUAAUGCAGUAGACUUUUUGUGUGUGAAAGAUCAUCAAAAGCAGGUAUACAUACAUCACUGAGGCUUAAUAUUUCUAACAGUUGUGGCAAGAUACUUAAAGGGGGAAUACAUGUAUAAAAUGUAAUUCAUAUUUGUAGUUUUUAAGCACUCUCAAUUCUGAUUUCUACAGUGGUUGUAUUCGUUUACCCUCACACCAGCAAUGAAGAGUGGUUUCUUUCUCUUCAUAGCCUCACUAACUUUGCUACUGGUGGACUUGCUGAUUGUAGCCAUUCCUCCAUGGGUGAAAUAGAAUGUUGUUGUUGCUGUAAUUUGCAUUUCUGAAAUGCCAGUUGUUGGGGAAAAUUAAAAGAAACAGAGGUAAGAGUUCAACAUGACAGGUUUAUUUCAGAGCGAACCAAGAAGCACUACUCUAUGCUGCAGGCCUGACUGACGAUGCUCUUGCAGGCUCCAAGGUCUUUUAGAAAGUCAUGAAUACAAAGCAGAGGAUUAAGGAACCUGACACUGGAAUUUUGAGGGGGGCGGGGGAAAGCUCAGUAUGGAGACAGCCUAUUUCAAAAAUCAGAGUUUGAAAACAUACAAGGAUGUUUUGUUUCAUUUGUUAAGAAAAGGAUCAAAAAUUGAUUGGGACUUCUCAGAUUUAGAUGUGUUCCUAAGCCUUCUGAAUCCAUAGUACUAAAACCAAAGCAAUGUUAAAUGCAUAUUACAGGGAAGGGAUUUGAAGUGGUGUGUGUUGUGUCAAGAUAGCAGUGCACAGAUUCUUACACUACUGAUAUUGAAAAGUUUGCCAAGUGUUUAUUGACUGUUGGUGUUUCUCCAGCUUAGAAAUGAUUUUUAGAAUUAGGUCUUUAAAUUUAAAGGUUUAAUUUUAAUUGUUUUCAUAUAUUCUAAAUGUUAUAUCUUCGUCUAACAAGUAACUGGCCAAAAAUUUUUCCCCAUUCUGUAGAUUAUGUGUACACUUCAUUGAUGGUUUCCUUUGCCAUGAAAAAAGACUUAAAUUUAAUAUGAUUCCAUUUUCUAAUUCUUGGUAUUAUUUCUUGCACAACUGAGACUUUAUUCAAAAAUAUCUUUGCAUACAACUUAUGUCUCUAAUUUUAAUGCAUUUUAUUUUCCCACAAAUUCAGUGUUUCUCUUUUAAUUCUGAGAUUUUUGAGUGUAAUAGUCUAUACGAUUAUGGGACAAAUUUCAAACUUAAGCAUGUGGACCAUUUUUCCAGCACAAUUUGUUCAUAAGUCUCUUUCCUCCAGUGAAGGAUUGGCUCCUUUUGCACAGAUUAUGUAACACUGUGUCUGGAGUCGUUUCUCUACUUCCAUUCUGUGCGAUUGAUCCACACUUUUUAAAAAAUACCAUUCUGUAUUGAUCACUAGAGCUUUGUAGUAUAAUUUGAGUUCUGGGAUGUGAUGCCACAGCCAUGCCCUUACUGUGCAGAAUUAUUUUUGUUCUUCUAUGUGUCUUCAAGUUCUAUGUGAAUUUUAGGGUUACUUUCUCUAGCUUUAUUAUUGAUAAAGUUCUUGAUAGUUUGAAUGGUAUUGCAUUAUAUAGAUUGCAUAUCAUGCAGUCUACAUAAGUAGUUUCAGAGGGAUGGUGAUUUUAGGUCUAUUGAUUCUGUCUGUGCCAGAAAAGAAACACCUUUCCAUUUUCUGAUAUCUUUAGUCUUUUUCAAAGCAUUAUUGAGAUUGCUUCAUUGUAGUGGAAUAUCACUACCUAGGUUUCUUGAUACUAUUUUGAAAAGUAUAUUUUUGUAAUUUUCCUCUCUAUAAUUUUGCUGUUGGUGUAGAGGAACACUUUUAAUUUUGCUGUGUUGGCUUUAUAUAAUGCCACAUUACUAAAUUUGAUUACUCUCAACUUUGGUAAACAUUUUGGGUCUUCUAUGUAGAAGGUUGUGACAUCUACAAAUAAUACUAAUUUCACUUCUUUGUUCUUUUUUAUCAGUACUGGGGUUCAAACUCUCAACCACCUGCUUGCAAGGCAGGUGUUUAUGCCGCAGAGCUAAAUCCCCAGCCCACACUUCUUCAUUCUUUAUCCAUAUUCUUUUUUGUGUUUUUUUCUUGUCUAAUUUCUACAACGAAUAUUUUGAGAACUAUAUGAAACAAAGUUUAUAAUGAACACCCCUGUUAUGUUCCUGAAUCUAGAGAAAAAUUUUGCAGCCUUCCACGAUUACCUAGGAAAUUAACCAUUAUUUUGUAACAGAUAACUUUUACAAAAUUAAGAGGGCCAAGGACUUAGCUCAGUGGCUUAACUACCUGCCUGGCAAGGGCAAGGUUAUGAAUUAGGUCUCUGGUGCCUAAAAAAAGAAGAUUAAAAUUAGGGUCUUCUAUUCCUAUCAUCUUGAAAAUUUUCACCUGAAUGCAUGCUGAAUUUUUCAGAUGUUUUUCCUUCAUCUAUGAAAGUGAAUAUAUAGCUUUCUCUCCAUACUUCUAGUAUGUGGGGAAUUACAUAUUUUAAAUAAUUUCUGCAUCUCUGAAAUGAAUUUUCUUUUGUCAGGAUGUAUGAUCUUUUUGAUAAUUUGCUGCAGUCUGUCUUCUAGGAUCUUACUGAAGAGUGUUGCAUCUAUGUUCAUUAAAGGGUUUACACUGCAUUGUCUUUAUUCGUUUAGGACCUUUUCUGGUUUUGGAGUUAGGGUACAUCUUGCUUCCAGAAAUGACUUUGAAAAUACUUCUUGCUUUUUCAGUUUUCUGGAAGUGUUUGAGAUGUUUUGGUGGAAUCUAAAGAACUCAGCAGUGAAUGUGUUAAGAACAGGGAUUUUCUUUUUUGGUAGGUUUUUAUUUUAUAACUGACUGAUUCUGAAAAUUUAGAAUUUUCAUAUCUUUUUUGUUUAGCUUUGUUAGUUCAUAUGUAUCUAGCAAUUCUAUCUUCGGCGUUAAAUAUGAUAGAUUAUAGGUAGUUGCCAAUAAUCUUUCAGAAUUAAGCAAAAUGUUUUGUAAUAUCAUUGCUUUCAUAUCUAAUUACAUGGUUGUAUUUCUUUGCUUUCCUUUUUAAAUAAAAUUGACUUAUCGGUU
Messenger RNA from Cavia porcellus (domestic guinea pig), 4957 nucleotides. RefSeq names its product UDP-glucuronosyltransferase 2B17-like. Lineage: Eukaryota; Metazoa; Chordata; Mammalia; Rodentia; Caviidae. Gene Ontology annotation, molecular function: glucuronosyltransferase activity. The record is from RefSeq and is a predicted model, not a curated record. The transcript is spliced from 7 exons. Bases 62 to 1654 code for a protein of 530 amino acids. Gene Ontology annotation, biological process: estrogen metabolic process.